GAUUCGCUUGAAUUGCAAUGCUAACUUCAAGGCAGUCAGAAAUUUGCCGACAACCGAAAAUUCGGAACAAAUGUCACUCGUACCGUGCAAACCUGUCUUUGGACUGUUUGUGCUUUUUUGUUUUACUAGAAACAUUAGCGCACAAACUUAUAGAAACAUGAGUAGCCUUGCAGGUGUAAAUUCUGUGGCUUACGUUACCGUUCCAACGCAGGAGGUUGCUAAAAAAUUGGCACAUGGAUUAGUGAAAAAUAAAUUGGCUGCGUGUGUUAACAUAAUACCGGGCCUCACAUCUAUAUAUGAGUGGAAAAAUGAAAUUAACGAGGACAGUGAAUUAUUAAUGAUGAUAAAAACAAGGACCGAUACCGUGGAUGCCCUAACUAAAUAUGUUAAAGAUAAUCAUCCAUACGAAGUCUGUGAGGUAAUUUCUUUGCCAAUACAAAAUGGAAAUGAAGAGUAUCUCCAGUGGGUCAGUAAUAUAAAUGAAAAGAAAAGUUCUACGAGUUAAUCGAUCUAAGAUAAAAAUAUGUAUCGUUAUUUUGUUUAAAUCUUUGUUAGUAAGAGAGAUUACGUUUCACUAUGUAUCAGAAAAUUAAUUCAUUUAUUUGAUUAUACCUUUUAAGUAUUACAAUUAAAAACAAUUUGAACACAUUCUUAUGUAUGCAUAUGUAUAUACUUAUGUGCUGAUAACAAUAGUUCAUGAGUAUGCAUAACAACUAUACUACUUACAAAUAGAUGAUAAAAAAUUAUAUAAACCAAUGAUCAAUAUAAAAAUAAGUAUCGCAAUUAUUAA
Messenger RNA from Nomia melanderi (Alkali bee), 790 nucleotides. RefSeq names its product cutA divalent cation tolerance homolog (gene CUTA). Gene Ontology annotation, biological process: response to metal ion. Lineage: Eukaryota; Metazoa; Arthropoda; Insecta; Hymenoptera; Halictidae. The record is from RefSeq and is a predicted model, not a curated record. Gene Ontology annotation, molecular function: copper ion binding.